Messenger RNA from Raphanus sativus (radish), 2739 nucleotides. RefSeq names its product protein ARABIDILLO 2-like. NCBI's taxonomy places the organism in Eukaryota, Viridiplantae, Streptophyta, Magnoliopsida, Brassicales, Brassicaceae. The transcript has 9 exons. The coding region runs from base 22 to 2697 and encodes 891 amino acids. The record is from RefSeq and is a predicted model, not a curated record. Gene Ontology annotation, molecular function: protein binding.
CUAUAUAAAUCUGAUCAAGAUAUGAAUUCAAGGGUGCGUAAGAGAGUGGAUGAAGAUGCUAAGUAUAUGAAUCCAAGGGUGCGUCAGAGAGUGGAGGACGUAGUACCAAAGGUUCAAGAGUCAUUGGACUGGACUAGUAUGAGUUACGACCUGACGCUUCAUGUGUUUACUUUACUAGACAACCGCGACCGAGCAAGCUUAGCAUCGACAUGUAAGGCAUGGAGAAGCAUUGGUGCUUCUGCUUAUCUGUGGAGUUCUUUGGAUCUUCGCGCUUACAGGUUUACUCUCUCAGUGGCGGCUUCUCUUGCGAAUAGGUGUGCUGAUCUUCAGAAGGUUAGGUUCCGUGGCCUUCACUCUCCUGCUGCCAUGGUUAAUCUCAAAGCAAAGAAGCUGCGUGAGAUAAGCGGCGAAGGUUGUGAGAAUGUAACAGAUGCUAAACUGUCUAUGAUCAUUGCACGCCACGAAGCUCUUGAGGUCCUUCAGCUUGGACCAGGAUUCGGUGAGAGGAUCACUAGCGAGGCUAUAAAUAUAAUAGCCAUUUGCUGUCCCAAACUUAAAACACUUCGUGUCUCUGGAAUGAGAAAUGUUAGCUCUGAUGCGAUUCUAUCUUUGUCCGAGCAUUGCCCCCAGCUCACUGAUGUUGGGUUCCUAGAUUGUCUGCACAUCCACGAAGUAGCACUUGGAGAAGUGGUUUCUCUUCGCUAUAUUGCUGUCACCGGGACAUCAAAUAUUAACUGGAGAAUUGCUGCUGAGAGCUGGGAGAAGCUUCCUAACUUGACCGGUUUGGAUGUGUCGAGAACCAGCAUUGACCAUGUGGCUGUUUCAAGGCUGUUGACAUCAUCUCAGAGUUUGAAAGUUGUGUGUGCUUUAAACUGUCCUUUGCUCGACAAUGUUGCAGAUUUCGACCCUGAUAGAUUUGGAGGAAAGCUCUUGAUUGCUAUGUUUAACAAUACUUUAAAUGGGAUGACUUCUCUCUUUGAAGAUAACUCAAAGAUGCUAAAGGAAGAAACAAUGCAUUGGCUUGAGUGGAGCCUUUCUCGUAUGCUUCUAAAUUUCGCAGAAAACAAUUUGCUAGGACUGAACAGUUUCUGGCAAAGCCACGGAGCUAAGUUGUUUAUCAGGCUAAUGCAAAGCACACAAGAGGAUGUCCAAGAGAGAUCAACCACAGGACUUGCAGCUUUCAUGCAUGUGGGUGAUGAGGCUGGUAAAAGCGCCGAAGCAGUUAUGCGUGAUGGAGGCAUCCCAGUUCUGUUAAAACUUGCUAAAUCAUUGAAUGAAGGCUUUCAGUCUGAAGCUGCAAAGGCUAUUGUGACCUUGUCUUUAAAUCCUGAUACUGCAAAGGCCGUUGCUGAAGAAGGAGGGGUCAAUGUUCUUCUUGGUUUAGCAAAGUCUAAGAAUAGACUUGUGGCUCAAGAAGCUGCUGAGGGACUGUGGAAUCUCUCCCUUGGAGACGCAUACAAGGCUAUUGCUGAAGCUGGAGGAGUGAAUGUGUUAAUGGAGCUUCUCUCUAGAUGGUCAUAUGGCUAUGGUAGACUUAUGGAGCGUGCUGCUGGUGCAAUAGCCAAUUUAGCAGGAGACGACAAGUGCAGCAUGGAAGUUGCAAGAGCAGGAGGUGUGCAUGCCUUGGUGGGGCUAGCUCGAGACUGCACGUAUGAAGGAGCAAAAGCACAGGCGGCUCGUGGUUUGGCCAAUCUGGCUUCUUAUGAUGAUAGCAACAUUAACAAUGCUUCUAUUGGACAAGAGCCUGAUGCCUUGGAAACUCUUCUUAUGCUGACGAGAUCGCAUCAUGGUGGUGUUAAACAGGAAGCUGCUGGUGCUCUUUGGAGAUUGGCAUACGACGAAAAGAAUAGAGAAUUGAUUGCUUCGUUGGGUGGUGUUGAAGCCUUGGUGGAACUUGCCAGGUCCUGCAUUCAUGAACCAUGGGUUCUGCAAGAGAGUGCAGCUGGUGCCCUCUGGGGUCUAGCACACUCAGACGAACAAAGCACUGAAAUUGGAAAACAAGGUGGUAUACCUCCUCUUAUUGCUCUUGGAAAAUUUAACGCUGGAGGUGUACAUGAAAAUGUUGCAGGAGCUCUGUGGACUCUUUCUUUCAAUCAUGGUAAUGCUGUUCGCAUUGUGGAGGACAGAGGAGUUCAAAUGCUUGUUCGCAUCUGUACUUAUUCUGCUUCCAAAUUGGCUCGUUUCCUGGCAUCAUUAGCAUUAGCAUACAUCUUUGAUGGAAGCUUGGAUGAUAGACCAAAACGUACAUCAAAAAGUGUUUGCUCGGCUAAAGUUAGAACAAGCGCGCUUAAAUGUAUUGAAAGUUUCAUCAAAAAUUUCAAGGUUCCACAAAUCUUUGCAAGUGCUGCUUCAUCAACUACUCCAUCUAUGUUAGCGCAAGUCUCGGAGAAACUUCGUAUCCCAGGAGCUGACAACUUGAGAUGCAGUGGUGAAGAAAUUGGAAGAAUUGUUACAAUGCUGCAAAACCCUUCUCCUGAACUCAAAAAUUUUGCAGCCUUUGCGCUUCUUCAGUUCACAAUACCGGAAGCUAGUCAUGCUAAGCAUAAUGCAAGCUUGAUGCAUAACGAUGGACAUGUGAGAAACUUGCGUUCUGCUGCUGCAGCUACGAGAAUAUCUAGUAAAGCUAAUACUUUUCUGAAAAUCGUGCUGCGCAACCUUGAGCAUUAUCAGUCAGAAUGUUCAAAAGAAAAUAAAUAAUCUUCUCAUAAGAGUAAUUGAGCCUUUGUAAUAGCAUUUGUU